Molecule: messenger RNA, 3216 nt
Organism: Peromyscus maniculatus bairdii (prairie deer mouse)
Lineage: Eukaryota; Metazoa; Chordata; Mammalia; Rodentia; Cricetidae
Gene: Drd5
Product: dopamine receptor D5
Biological process (GO): adenylate cyclase-activating adrenergic receptor signaling pathway; positive regulation of MAPK cascade; G protein-coupled dopamine receptor signaling pathway
Cellular component (GO): plasma membrane
Molecular function (GO): G protein-coupled receptor activity; dopamine neurotransmitter receptor activity, coupled via Gs
Source: RefSeq, a predicted model, not a curated record
AGAGUCCGGACGCCAGGGCACAGGUGGGAGGGCGCGCGGGCGACAGAAGCGCGUCUGAUAGGGGAGGGCGUGCGGGACCUGGCAGCUACCGCACCACAGAGAUCGCCUGGUGCCGGCGGCUCCGGCCCCCGCCCCCUUUGGCUGCCGCUCUGAGCUUUUCCGACUGGGAACCAGAAGCAGCAGGAUCACAGCCCGGCCAACCCGCGGGCACCUGCCCCAUCGCGGGGACCAGAGGUGCGCAAGGCGGUCACCACUCCGGGAUCCUGUACAGCGCGGGGUGAGCGCCCCUCCGGUCCGGGGACGGUCAGUUGCAGGGCCCGGCGCACCCUCUGGGGUGCCAGAUGGGGGUUCCCGGGGGGCGCGGGGUCGAAGUUAGGUCGACCCUCCAGUGCUACCCAGAGCGACAUGCUGCCGCCUGGGCGCAAUGGCACCGCGCAUCAGGCACGGCUGGGGCUGCAGCGGCAGCUGGCGCAGGCGGACGCCCCGGGGGGCUCCGCGGCCCCUCUGGGACCCGCGCAGGUGGUCACCGCCGGCCUCCUGACUCUCCUCAUCGUCUGGACCUUACUUGGCAAUGUGCUAGUGUGCGCAGCCAUCGUCCGCAGCCGCCACUUGCGCGCCAAGAUGACCAACAUCUUUAUUGUAUCCUUGGCGGUCUCGGACCUCUUUGUGGCAUUGCUGGUCAUGCCCUGGAAGGCCGUGGCUGAGGUGGCUGGUUACUGGCCCUUUGGGGAGUUCUGCGACGUCUGGGUGGCCUUUGACAUCAUGUGCUCCACUGCCUCCAUCCUGAAUCUGUGUAUCAUCAGUGUAGACCGCUACUGGGCUAUCUCUAGGCCCUUCCGCUACGAGCGUAAGAUGACCCAGCGCGUAGCCCUGGUCAUGGUGGGCCUGGCCUGGACCUUGUCCAUCCUCAUCUCCUUCAUCCCGGUCCAACUCAAUUGGCACAGAGACAAGGCAGGCUCCCAGGGCGGAGAAGGCCUGCUGUCCAAUGUAACGCCCUGGGAAGAGGGCUGGGAUCGAGAAGGGAGGACGGAGAACUGCGACUCCAGCCUGAACCGAACUUAUGCCAUCUCCUCCUCGCUCAUCAGCUUCUACAUCCCGGUGGCCAUCAUGAUCGUGACCUACACGCGCAUCUACCGCAUUGCACAGGUGCAGAUACGCCGGAUCUCCUCCCUGGAGAGGGCAGCUGAGCAUGCUCAGAGCUGCCGGAGUCGCGGGGCCUGCGAAUCUGACCCCAGCCUGCGAGCAUCCAUCAAGAAGGAGACCAAGGUCUUCAAGACACUGUCAGUGAUCAUGGGGGUCUUCGUGUGUUGCUGGUUGCCUUUCUUUAUUCUGAACUGCAUGGUUCCGUUCUGUAGCAGUGGAGACGCCGAAGCCCCAAGGCCUGGCUUCCCUUGCGUCAGUGAGACCACCUUUGAUAUAUUCGUCUGGUUUGGCUGGGCCAAUUCCUCUCUCAACCCCAUCAUCUAUGCCUUCAACGCUGACUUCCGGAAAGUGUUUGCCCAGCUGCUGGGAUGCAGCCACCUCUGCUUCCGGACCCCUGUGCAGACCGUAAACAUCAGUAACGAACUCGUCUCCUACAAUCAAGACACCGUCUUCCACAAGGAGAUUGCUGCUGCCUAUGUCCACAUGAUCCCCAAUGCGGUGUCCUCCGGAGACAGGGAAGUGGGCGAGGAGGAGGAGGAGGAGGGGCCUUUUGAUCACAUGUCUCAAAUCUCUCCAACGACCCCAGACGGUGACCUGGCUGCUGAAUCUGUCUGGGAGCUUGACUGUGAGGAGGAGGUUUCCUUAGGCAAAAUCUCACCUCUCACCCCCAAUUGUUCCCAUAAAACUGCUUAGAAACACCCUCAUGGGAAUAUACAACGGCAGCCAUAUUUACAGGCAUUCACACAUACAUACACAUAAAUCUACACACUCCCAGUGUGCAUAUGCUUUCUGUAGUCCAGCUGCAUAGAAACCAAACGAUACUUAGCUGAGAAAAUUAGCAGAGGCUGUUGGAAUAAACUCAGACUCUGAGUUCAUUCAGAAAAGUGUUCCCUUUAAGGAAGAGAAAGUGGAGCCCGGUCCUUUAAGAGCACACCUCAACUUAACCUUCCAAACACACACUUGUUCUGUGAUUCUGUCUAGGUUGCUUUUUAAAUGACAGGUCUCUGAGUGGCAAUUGUUGGAGAGCACUGUGGCUUUCCAGAGACUUGGGUCCUGUAGCCUGGUGCUCUGGUAGCUUCUGUUUAGCUUGGAUUGGGGCUCUUUCCUGGGCCCGGGAUUUUUUUUCCUGAUUUGUUCUGCUUUUUAAGGUGCACAAUACACGUGCUUGGGGUUGGGGGAGGGUCAUCUUUGCGCUGCCAGUUGGUGUUUGGUGUUGCCCGGAGAAACCUCAGCAUGUUCUUAGCAGACAGCUGGGUUUGGGAGCACACAUUUGUUUUCUGAGCCGCUUGGUUUAGGGAACACGCUGCACAAAGGGCCUUGAGGAAUGGCUGAAUUCUCAGCUUUCUUACUAUUAGUCAGUCACUCCUCCAGGGCACACUGAAGGUUAGUUCCACCUCCACAGUGUGUUAGAUUCAGACUUCUCAAGCCUGGCUAGUUCUAUUUUGACGCUUGGAAACUUUUUCUAGGGUCACAGGAGACAAUGGUCCUAGUUGCUACACAGAUGCUCUCAGUUCAUUGAAAAGACCACCUAGAAUAACAGCCCUGUCAUCUCCAUUUCUCAUCCACAGUAUUUCAAAGUGACGUGGCUUCAGUAAAUCACAUUUUCUUGGGUCUUUUAGCUGCGAUAUGUUUCAAAAUGCUUCAAAACCAAAAUUCUGCUUGGAAGCCGAUGCUUUUUACUGCAGACAGUAGCAAACGGAGUGAACUUCAACCCGCAUGCAGAAAGCCAGAGGCGACAAGUGAAUGGAUGAACUCAUGGGGUGCGGGGCUCACAAGGGAGCCCACCUGUCUGUCUUUAUGCUGUCCCUCUCUGCACUGAGUACAGCGAAGAGUACUUUAUUCUGCUGUCAUUUCACUAGUCACAAAUGCAAACAUAUAACAAAAGCAAACGGACUCUGCAUCUGUAAGCUCCCACACUCCCCUGCUCCAAAGAUGGCUUCUCAAGGACAGUUCAAUCAAUUUCGGUUUCCUUAUGGAUAAUUGUAUUAUGAGUCUUCUGAACAGCCGUGUCUUGUUUCUUGUAAAAUGUGCAGUGCCUGUCACACCAUGCUUAAUAAAUGUUUGUUGAAUGAA